AUGGCUACCAAACAGCCAUUAAAAACGACAUUUGACGUCAGUCAUGUCAUUCGGCCUAUAUUUACGGGCGGCUCCAUUGCCAUUGACACUGAAGCUAAAAUUCUUGCUACAACUCUGGGCGAAGAUGCCGUCUUGACGAACCCCGCCAACGGCAAACACCUUGCGCAAGCUGAGGGUGAUGGCGAAUUGAUUUCUACGCUAACUUUGACGCCAUCCGGCUCGCACCUCGUUCUUUGCUCCCGGUCGCUAUCAAUGAGAAUUUUCUCUCUGAAACGCUCUUCCGAUGACGAUACGAUCAAAGCGACCCUUAUCAGAACCCUGAAGCCACAUGGCACUCCUGUGGUUGUCUUGGCAGUUGACCGCACAAGCACAUUGCUCGCCACUGGAGGAACUGAUGGAACAAUCAAAGUCUGGGACAUUGCAGGCGGUUAUGUCACCCAUACUUUCCGUGGGCCAUCCGUUUUAGUAUCUGCUCUACACUUUUUUGAGGUCGCUGCUCGAUCAAAGGAUAACAGCCGUUUGCGAAACGCAAAGAAAAACUCAUCGACAGACGACGGCUCCGACGACGAAACCGAGGUUGCCAGCACCGCCAAUUUUAGAUUGGCGUCUGGUAGUCAAGAUGGAAAAGUUCGAAUUUGGGACUUACACAAGCGCAGCUGUGUCGCCAACCUCGACUCUCACGUGUCCGACGUCCAAAAUAUUGACUAUUCCCCUGAGCAGCAGGCUUUGGUAAGCGGCAGCAGAGACAAAACACUUAUUUGGUGGGAUACCAAGUCGUGGAAGAUCAGAAAGGUCGUACCUUGCCUCGAGCUAGUGGAGACGGUUGGAUUUUUGGACGGUGGUCGUCUGACCUACUCGGCUGGUGCGAACGGUUGCGUGCGUAUCUGGGAUACGGACACCGGCAGGGAACUCACCCCGACCCAGUCUGAGAAGAGCGAGGAAGAGGGUAUCGUGGCCGGCAUUCAUCGCCCUGGCUUGCCCUUCAUUCUCUGUGUCCAAGUAGACCAUACGCUUGCGUUCUAUAGAACGCCAAGCAAGGAGGCAGCACCAUCAAUUGGCGCUCAGGAACCAUUUCGCCGCAUCUCAGGUACCCACGAUGAGAUUAUCGAUCUUGGGUAUUUGCUUCCUGACAGAUCUCUGAUGGCCCUUGCAACUAAUUCUGAGGAUAUUCGACUGAUAUCUGUAGCUGAGGCUUCACCGGAAACAACAUCUGCCCCUUGGGAUUCUGACGCGACUCCAUACUUUGGCCAAGAUGUAGCGCUGUUAAGGGGGCACGAAGAUAUUGUGAUCUCUUUGGACAUCGACUGGUCGGGCCACUGGAUUGCCACAGGGGCCAAAGACAACACAGCGCGAUUGUGGCGUGUGGACCCUGCGAAUAACUCCUAUGUUUGCUGGGCUACAUUUUCCGGCCACGCUGAAUCUCUUGGUGCUGUUGCCCUCCCAAAGUCUGUUCCUGCUGAAGGCUCUGCUGCACGAACUAGUCCACUGGAAAACCCACCAGCUUUCCUCAUCACGGGCUCCCAAGAUCAGACGGUCAAGAAGUGGGACAUUCCCCGGAAGCCUCAACAAGAGGGAUCAAAACCUAGAGCCCUCUUCACAAGAAAAGCUCACGAUAAAGACAUCAAUGCCAUCAAUGUUCACCACUCGGGGACUCUCUUUGCCUCCGCAUCGCAAGACAAGACUGUCAAGAUAUGGUCAAUGGAGGAAGGUGAGGUGCAAGGCAUUCUUCGCGGUCACAAGAGAGGUGUCUGGUCAGUUCAAUUUUCUCCAGCUCAGUUGCCCACUAUCCAGGGAGACGAUGGCCCAGUGACUGGCAAGGGAGUCAUUCUUACUGGCAGUGGUGAUAAAAGCGUCAAAAUUUGGAGUUUGGCCGAUUACACAUGCAUUAGAACAUUCGAGGGUCAUUCCAACAGCGUCUUGAAAGUUGCGUGGUUGAACAUGCCAUCCCAACAAGAACAGUCAAAGAAACCGGUGCAGUUUGUCACGGCGGCUGGAGACGGUCUUGUCAAGGUAUGGGAUGCGAACUCCGGGGAGGCAGAAUGCACUUUGGACAACCAUGAAGACAGAGUAUGGGCUGUCGCUGUACACCCCGAAACAAAUGCUAUCGCAUCUGGAAGUGGUGAUUCCACCGUGACAUUCUGGAAGGAUACAACGGCUGAAACUCAAGCCGCCGCCUCUCAAGCGUCGCUGAGGAUGAUUGAGCAGGAGCAAGAGUUGGAAAAUCAUAUUUUUGCAGGGUCGUACAGAGAGGCCAUUACUUUGGCACUUCAACUCAAUCAUCCUGGUCGCUUAUUGAACUUAUUCACGUCGGUCGUUACCAACAGUAAGCCCGAUGUAGGCAGCUUGUGCGGCCUGAAGGCUGUGGACGAGGUUCUUGGCAGCUUGUCUGAUGAGCAGAUUUUCCUCCUACUUCUCAGACUGCGAGACUGGAACACGAAUGCCCGAACAGCGCCCGUCGCCCAGCGAAUUCUGUGGACAUUGGUGAGAAGCUACCCGGCCUCGAAAUUCUCCAAUCUUUCCGUCAAGGGAGCACGAGGGCAAAAGAGUUUGAAGGACGUGCUUCAGGGGCUUCGGGUGUAUACCGAACGUCACUACAAGCGCAUGGAGGAGUUGGUAGACGAGAGCUAUUUGGUGGAAUAUACCCUGCAGGAAAUGGACAGCUUGGCACCAUUGGAGGAUGGAGACGCAAUUGGAAAGGAGCUCGAAGACGGCCAGGGUGAUGCGGUUAUGGUUGGGUAG
Messenger RNA from Pochonia chlamydosporia 170, 2739 nucleotides. RefSeq names its product small nucleolar ribonucleoprotein complex subunit. The transcript has 3 exons. Gene Ontology annotation, biological process: endonucleolytic cleavage to generate mature 5'-end of SSU-rRNA from (SSU-rRNA, 5.8S rRNA, LSU-rRNA); endonucleolytic cleavage in 5'-ETS of tricistronic rRNA transcript (SSU-rRNA, 5.8S rRNA, LSU-rRNA). Lineage: Eukaryota; Fungi; Ascomycota; Sordariomycetes; Hypocreales; Clavicipitaceae. Gene Ontology annotation, cellular component: small-subunit processome; nucleolus; 90S preribosome. The coding region runs from base 1 to 2739 and encodes 912 amino acids. Gene Ontology annotation, molecular function: protein binding; U3 snoRNA binding. The record is from RefSeq and is a predicted model, not a curated record.